UCUCUCUUGCGCAGCUUGCAGCAGGAACAGGAAGUCAGGAGAAAUCCCAGAGAAGGAGAAGUUACAUUAAAGUUGGUGUAAGAUGAGCCGGAUUUAUAAUAACACGACACUACAGAACAAACCGGUACACAAUGAGAAAGUGGACCACGCGUGGGCUCCCUCCACGUAUGAAAGUGGAGACGGGGUCCUGCUAGAGGGGAAGCUGCUGGAUGUUUCCAGACAUGCAGUCUGUGAUGACAGCAAUCAGAAGGUCCGUUUCUUUGUGCUGUACAUCAAACCCGGCCGCAUCCAUCAGAGGAAGUUUGAUGCAAGCGGGAAAGAGAUCGAACCAAACUUCAGUGAUACAAAGAAGGUUAACACAGGCUUCCUCAUGUCCUCCUACAAGGUGGAAGCUAAAGGGGAGUCAGACCGUCUGUCUGAGGAGCAGCUGUCAGCCAUGGUGAACAAAGCAGAGCUGGUGAAGAUAACUGACAAGUACCGACCCAGCGGGAGCGUGGCCUUCUGGUACCCAGAGUCCGAGAUGGACAAGACGGAGCUGGAGACGGGGCAGGAUGUUCGGCUGAAGACCAGAGGAAACAGUCCCUUUAUCUUGUCCUUAUCCAAGGUAGACGGUGGCACAGUGACUAAGUGUAAUUUUGCUGGGGAUGAAAAGGCCGGAGCGUCAUGGACGGACAAGAUCAUGGCCAACAAAGCAGACGCAGGUAGCAGCCUGAAGCCUGGAGGGGAAGGAGCUGGGGCCGAUGAGGACGAAUGGGAUGAUUGAGGCAAUGGUCCCCCAAACCAGCCUGAACCGUGGACCCUCCUCCUGUCACCAGCUUUGACCUCUCUACUUCCUGUCUUCAGACGUGACACCGGGGUAUUUUCCCUCCUGAACGUGCUGCCUUUGGAGGAAACCUUGUGAUCUGUAGUGUUUGGUAUGAAGACUCUCUCAGAUCCACUGGGUGUAUCUGGUCACUCUUUGUGAUAAUGACUGUUUCUUUAAAACCCUGCCUUCUCUUUUUUACUUCAGUUAUCUGACCGGAGCUUGUGCUUGGAUUUUCUGUCUUUCACUAACUUUCUGGGACAAAACAGAUCCCAAUGAUACAUGCUGUAGUUCUGUGGAGGACAAUAAAACAAUCCAUGUUGUUUUUUAAAGGUA
Notolabrus celidotus (New Zealand spotty) is the source of this 1138-nucleotide messenger RNA. It is a transcript of the gene arpin, whose product is annotated as actin related protein 2/3 complex inhibitor. Gene Ontology annotation, biological process: negative regulation of actin nucleation. NCBI's taxonomy places the organism in Eukaryota, Metazoa, Chordata, Actinopteri, Labriformes, Labridae. The record is from RefSeq and is a predicted model, not a curated record. The transcript has 6 exons. Bases 83 to 763 code for a protein of 226 amino acids.